Molecule: messenger RNA, 1696 nt
Organism: Mus musculus (house mouse)
Lineage: Eukaryota; Metazoa; Chordata; Mammalia; Rodentia; Muridae
Gene: Cr1l
Product: complement C3b/C4b receptor 1 like
Exons: 9
Coding region: 508-1578 (356 amino acids)
Biological process (GO): negative regulation of complement activation; complement receptor mediated signaling pathway
Cellular component (GO): membrane
Source: RefSeq, marked validated
AUAAUGCCUUGUUUUCUUUGGAGUCGAAGGUUCCUGCAAGUGGAAAACUUCCUGGAGCUGACCUACUAGGUAUUGAACCAGUUUCUGCAUUGCUGAAUCAAUCUCCCAAGGGUAAUUCCACAGAAAUCCCAGGGGCUUGGAGUAAACAAGACCGCGCCUAGCCCAGCUAGAGGAAGUUUUAUUCCGGAACCCAGCGCCAUUUCUGGGUGGGACUGCUUUCUACACCAUUUGCCGUAAAACGUUGUUUGAGAACGGUGUGAGGGGAAUGGAGGUCUCUUCUCGGAGUUCAGAGCCUCUGGAUCCGGUGUGGCUCCUUGUAGCCUUCGGCCGGGGAGGAGUCAAGCUAGAAGUUUUGCUGCUGUUCUUGCUGCCAUUUACUUUGGGUGAGCUGCGGGGAGGCCUGGGGAAGCACGGACACACGGUUCACCGGGAACCCGCGGUAAAUAGGCUCUGCGCAGACUCCAACGCUGGUCUGGGCUGCCUGUGAGUGCUCAGCGCCCCUUUCCCAUGGGUCACUGCCCAGCCCCAUCACAGCUUCCUUCUGCCAAACCUAUAAAUCUAACUGAUGAAUCCAUGUUUCCCAUUGGAACAUAUUUGUUGUAUGAAUGUCUCCCAGGAUAUAUCAAGAGGCAGUUCUCUAUCACCUGCAAACAAGACUCAACCUGGACGAGUGCUGAAGAUAAGUGUAUACGAAAACAAUGUAAAACUCCUUCAGAUCCUGAGAAUGGCUUGGUACAUGUACACACAGGCAUUCAGUUUGGAUCCCGUAUUAAUUAUACUUGUAAUCAAGGAUACCGCCUCAUUGGUUCCUCCUCUGCUGUAUGUGUCAUCACUGAUCAAAGUGUUGAUUGGGAUACUGAGGCACCUAUUUGUGAGUGGAUUCCUUGUGAGAUACCCCCAGGCAUUCCCAAUGGAGAUUUCUUCAGUUCAACCAGAGAAGACUUUCAUUAUGGAAUGGUGGUUACCUACCGCUGCAACACUGAUGCGAGAGGGAAGGCGCUCUUUAACCUGGUGGGUGAGCCCUCCUUAUACUGUACCAGCAACGAUGGUGAAAUUGGAGUCUGGAGCGGCCCUCCUCCUCAGUGCAUUGAACUCAACAAAUGUACUCCUCCUCCCUAUGUUGAAAAUGCAGUCAUGCUGUCUGAGAACAGAAGCUUGUUUUCCUUAAGGGAUAUUGUGGAGUUUAGAUGUCACCCUGGCUUUAUCAUGAAAGGAGCCAGCAGUGUGCAUUGUCAGUCCCUAAACAAAUGGGAGCCAGAGUUACCAAGCUGCUUCAAGGGAGUGAUAUGUCGUCUCCCUCAGGAGAUGAGUGGAUUCCAGAAGGGGUUGGGAAUGAAAAAAGAAUAUUAUUAUGGAGAGAAUGUAACCUUGGAAUGUGAGGAUGGGUAUACUCUAGAAGGCAGUUCUCAAAGCCAGUGCCAGUCUGAUGGCAGCUGGAAUCCUCUUCUGGCCAAAUGUGUAUCUCGCUCAAUCAGUGGUCUAAUUGUUGGAAUUUUCAUUGGGAUAAUCGUCUUUAUUUUAGUCAUCAUUGUUUUCAUUUGGAUGAUUCUGAAGUAUAAAAAACGAACAAGAUUUUAAACUCUCAUCUCCUCCUCCGCCAUGUCUGCCUGGACACUGCCAUGCUUCUGCCUUGAUCAUAAUGGACUGAACCUCUGAACCUGUAAGCCAACCCCAAUUAAAUGCUUCUCUUAUAAGA